AUUUCCUUGGAUGCGUAUGUUGAUUAUUGAACAAUUCUGCUUCGCCUUUCUCCAGCAAAUCUUUGGCUAUUCUCAAAUCUUUGAUGUCGCUAUUUUGGUCGAAUCUCUGCCUCAUCAGAACGGCAUUAUAUCUGAACGCUAUUCUGUAGAAUAAAAUAAAAAUAUAGAAAAAUUACAUAACGUAAACAUAACCUACUGCGAUUGGCUCAAGAUACCUAAAAUUCGAUUAAUCUAGUUACCUGUCGGCAUACCAAUUUUCCAGUUCACGUAGAGUCCUUUUAUACAAACUUUGAACCUUCCUCGUGUGGGUUACAAUCCCUGUAAGGGAACCAGACAUUUUAAAUUUUAGGGUGAAUCGGGGUCGAAUCCAAUAAUAAUCCAAAAAUUCUAAAUACAAAAUAAAUUACGUCAAAUGUCAUACACCAAUCGCAUUCUUCUUUUUUGUUGAAUAAUUAAUAUCGAAACGUCACUGUCAAUCACUACCAGCCGUUCCGUAGUUCCAUGCGAAAACGUCAAAACUGACAAGUAAAUGACACUUGUUCGACUUUGACAUUGUUUUUGUUACAUUUUUUUUAUUAUUUUUUAAACAAAAUCAGUGAUUAGAAAAUAGUGCGCCCUAUUAUAACAAUGAAUCACAAUUUAAUCUGCCAUUGAAAGCUACGGCAAUGUCAGUAUCAAGGAAAGAUUUUAACAAAUUCGAACCACCGCCGCCCCCGAAUUUGAGCAUAGAAAACGUGGGCAUUUGGACGGGAUGGCACUGCAAAGGGGACAAAGAAGUGGCCAGAGAAGCCGCGACAAAAGGUACAUCGGUCGAUCUAGUCGUAUUGUUUUUAUCCCAAAGAAGAUGUAUCCAACUCGAAGAAGCCAGGGAAUAUUUUAGAGAUGAAGUGUUUUUGUGGGCGAAAGAACUACUAGAUAGAAAACAGAUAUUCAGAGUUUCGCACAUUUUAUCCAACAUCGGAGUGGACCCGCAAGAGGAAUUGUCCAAAGUUUUCUAUACGACUACUAACGUGGAAGUUCGCGAGUACAUCGGCAACCACCUGAAAGCCCAGCAGAAACUGGACGCGGGCUACGGGCACUUGUGGCACUUUUUGAACGUUAUUUUGAAGAACAACUUGUUGAUAACGAAUUGGAAAUUACCCGAAGACAGCAUCGAAUGUUUGAAUAAUCAAGACAGCGAUUGGAAAUGCCAAAUCGCGGCGAAAUUGUUCCUUAGAACACACGAUAUUUUGCUUCUACCGUUCCUCACUCCGGAAUCGCUUUGGAAGCAAUUGUUGGGCUACUACGACACCAAACUCCUGAAAAUAUGGAUAAGCAUUUACUACAACAAGUCUUUGUGCCACUUUGAUCUCUCUGAAAACCUGUUGAAAGUGUUUAAAUCGUUUCCGAUAUCCAUCGAGAUGGUUAAUCAGUUGAAUGCCUCGGAAACUUCGAUGAACACCUGCAAUGUUAUACUGAACGAUUUGAGCAAAUUUGGAGUGUUCUGCGAUAGAGAUUCGCGGGAUUUUUCGAAUAUUUUGAGCCGUUUGUACCAAAGCAGCAACAUUCAAAAUACGUUUCAAAUCAUCAGAAGCGCCAGUUCGAAUAUAUCGGAACAACAUUUCGUGAAUUUACUGGUGGAUUAUUGCACGAAAAACGAGCUGUUUUGCGUGAUGAGCGCCUGCUUGGAGAAUUUCCAAUUGACCGAAGAGGGCAUCGAGAUAAAUGAAAAUUUGAAUCUCAUAUUGGAUUUUAGAAAGUUGACUAACGAAUUUACCGAACAAAAUUUAUCCAGGAACAUCGUGCAUGUGUCCGAGUUUUUAUCUAAUAAUUUGGAAGAAUAUUUCAACAGGAACACGUUGAUUUUGUUAUCGUUGAUAUUUUUCAACGAAGCCAAUAUAGAAGACGUUCUAGAGCAAAAAUCGUUCAAACUGGAGAACGUAAUACUGAGCGAUUGCUUGCAAAAUUUACCAAAAAAAUUGAAAUCUCUUGAUGCCUUUAUGAAUCGCAAACGGAUCAUCGAACACAACAAAAUCACAUCGUACGAUCUGCUAGAAAAACACUACAAAAUCCACGUGAGAAAAUUGUAUGCGUUUCGAUUCGAUAACCACCCGUUACCGGACUUUAACAACAAAUAUCUAGUGGAGAAUUUCGGCUAUUUAAAGAAAGUUAAUCACCUGUUCUACGUGAAACAAUUUAGACCGAGCAUAGCCUGCAGAUUAUUCCUAUUGAACGUGUACGAAAACCACAACGGAUUCCCCCCGGGUUGCAUCGAUGAUUUACAAAAGAAAAUUUACAAGAUAGUUCUAAGAGAUUUCACCAACGGCGAAAUAGUGUCCAGUUGCGUGGCUUUUCUAGAAUCGAUAGGAAUCCGUACGGAUUAUCUAAAAGUAGCCGUAAAAUCCGCGAAAAUCCUACUAGAAUCCGGUACGGACUUCGAACAAGUAGUCCGAAUGUUCCUGAACGAUCCCAAACGAAUCGCCGAAGCCGUAGAAGAGAUAAUCAUCAAUAAAAUCGAAUUCGAUCGCUUCGCAUCCGACGGUUCCUACUUCAUCGAUUCGAUCAAACUCUACGACGUAGCGUUCAACUUCAGGGCGCUCUUCGAUCUAGCGCCGCCCGAGCGCUUCCUGCGCGCCUGCGCCGUCCGCAACAUGUGGCUGCCGUUCCUCGUCUUCGCCCAGCUCAAAAACUACUCCAUCGACGAAGCCAAAGCGGCGCUGCAAUCGUUCAAGAACCCCAAUCUGCUCGAGCACGUCCACCACUCAGUCGCCCACGACGUGAACGUCGACGAGAACGGGCUGAUGCGCGAGAGGGACUCGCGCAACUACUUCCUGUCGCGCAUCGGCGUGAGGAAGAGCGCCGAGAGCCUCAAUCAGAGCGAUUCGGUGCACAGUGUGGCCACGCAAUCGAGCCGCGGCUCGUCGACGGGCUCCGGCGGUUCGGAGUUGAUCGAAAUCGACGUUUCGAACACGAAGGCGACGCUGUUGCAGGCUAUGAUCAGAUGCCACAACAGCACCGAUCCGCCCAGGGCUCUGUUGCAGGCCUGCCAGCUGUACAAGAACCCUUUGUUGGCCGUGUUCGCUACGAGCUACGAGCCCGAUUCGAUUAUUACAAACUGGUUAACUUGGCUCGCCGUGGCUUGCGGAUUGUACGAGACAUUCACGAACUUCGAAUCUGUAGCGUUGAAUUCGAUAGCGGUGGCGCAAUUGUUGAUCGAUUGCAUGAUUAACCGUUUCCCGAAGACCAUCCAACAAAGCUUCGAGAUUUUCAUACCGUCGAAUUCUCUGCGCUAUUUCGUCGAGUUCCUGAACCUGUGCAUCGAUCGCACCCCCGAUGUCCCACUUCUGAUCGCGAAAUUGCAAUCGUUCAAAUCGGCUCUAUCGCAGUGCAGGCGGUACAGCGUGUUCGCGCAAAACGACCACGAAAUGACCUAUUUGAGGAACAAAGCUUGGGUGGAAACCACGGCUAUGAAUUUGCUGGCGUGCGCUAUACAUUACAACAGCGAUUCGGCGUACGAACAAAUCCGGUUGGUCGAGCGCAUGCGCCGCGCCGGUCUCGGCGAGUACGUGGACUGCGCGGAACUGGAGAAUUUGCUGGAGAUACUGCGCAUCGUGUACGAAUCGAACAGCGAGAUCAGGUUCGAUGUGGCCGGAUUCCUGGGGGAAAAAGGCGGCAGGAAGGCGGUGGUGAAUUGCGUGAAUCGAUUGGUCGAGUGUUGUCUGUUCGAGCAAGCUUCGGAAAUCGCCGUUUUAGGAGAUGUUGCUUUAGAUGAGGUGUUGAUGGGAAAGUGGAAUUACAAGUACCUGAAUAGAGAUGAUAAUUGUACGGGGUUUUGGUUCGAGUGCAACGAGGAGUUUAGGAAGCAUAACGUUUCCGUCGAGAAUGUUGUUGGUUUCUACUUGAAAUACGUCGAAUUAGUUCAAACUAGCAUUGAGAAGUACGAAUUGGUGAAAAUGGCCCAACAAUGGUCGAAGAAACACAAUUUACCGACGAAGCACGAACUGGAAAAGCAAAAAUGGCUCUUGUACGCUUCGUUAGAAGAAAAAUCCCGCAACAUCGACCUUCUAAUAACCGAGGAAGAGCCCAAAAUUCCAAAAUCUCCGAUUCUCUUCAAGGACCUCGUCGAUCUGUUAAACAACGUGCCCAAAUUCGACGAGGAUCUAUCCGUCCACACUCUAAACACCUUUAAACUCACGAUAAACGAAGCUCUAAACGCCGGCAACCUCUGGCUGGCUCUAAAAUUAGAGAGGAUGUUCGGUUGUACCGAUUCCAAUUUGGAGAUUUUGAAGCUGUGCCACGGCUUGGCCGAAGGAUUGCUUUUACCAUAUCAAUUGACCGCCGAGCAAAGGCUUUUGAUCACCAACGGGACGCACUUCAGACGGCUCAGCCACAGAAGGCCCUUUCUAUCGACCAAAUUAUCAGGCACGAGUUCUUCAACGUCCUAUUCGCCGAUGGGCAGUUCGUUCUUGCAACAAACCGAUAACUCUGAGACUCCCAUGCACGAUACAUUGGCCGUCAUCGGAAAUCUGGCCGAAAGGGUGACCAGCGGCGUGCGGAUGGCUCAAGCGAUCUACAUGACCUACAGGAUGAGCGUAAACAUCGAGAUUCCCUAUCAUCUGAUCGUCUCCAACGCGGACUCAGUGAAAAUGCUGAAGGACGCCUUGGAGGACGAUUGCCUCAACAAGUUGGAGGUCGUGCACGAUUUCAUGCAGGUUUAUAAGUGGCAAAAGGAUCAGAUAACGAAUUUCGUUUGCGAAGAGAUCAUCAAUUCGACGACUAAUUUCGUCCAAUCGAAAUCCGAUCGGCACGUCAUGUGGGACUUGAAGGUCGACGAAGAUUUCCACUUGAUAUUGCAAUUGGUCCAGGAUCACUGCUCGUUGUUGGGAUACAAGAUUUAUUCGUACGCCAGCGCCAUGCACAAAUCACAAGUACUGGCCGAAUUGGAUUUCAGGAUCAGCAAAUUGGCGCUGUCGGUCGAGCUGCUGAUAGUAGCCCACGAUUGCUUCACGGCCGAUUGCAACAUGGAAGGCAUAUCGACGGUGUUGAAAAAGUGCCAGGACGUCGUGGCGCAUCUGGCGACGCUGCGCAGCUGGAAGAUGAUCGUCAGACUAUUGACGGGCGUCGGCCGGUACGCCGAAAUGAACUACGCCUUGCGCAUACUCGAACGGAACGACCAAUUCGAGUUUCUGUUGCGGAAAGGUUCGCGCAAAGACGACGCCCUCAAGACCGCCCUGUUGGAGUACCUGAAGAAGUACUGUCCCGACGACAAGGAGCUGUACAAGAUGGUCGCCUUGCAUUUCGCCCUGUUCUCCGAGGUGGCCUUGUUGUGGGAGCGAGAGGCCCGAAGCGUCGUCAAAAAUCUCAUAGCCAUAUCGAUGUUGGAGAUGCAGAACAACAAGUUGGAUCCCGACGCGGAGCCGUUCGUGUUGUUUACCAACUCGGAGGGUACGAAAAUGUGUUUGAAUAAGGCCAUUGAAAAUUACACACACGCCACCGAGUUCCAUUUGCAAGGCGAGAAACCGGCGAAGGCGAUGCACUCGGUCAAACAGGCCGAGUUGAUAGCCUUGCAGAUAUCGCUGUUGAAGAAUCUGCCGAACAACGGGACCGCUUUGUGCCUGUUGAACUUGCACCAGCACCAGAUUGUUAACGUCAUAUCCAAUCAGCUUAGUUUCGAUCAAACAUUGAUAUUGAUCCAAUCGUACAACUACCAUCCCGAUUGGUCGUCGGUGCUCUUCGAACAGUGCAUAGUGAAAAACAACCAGCAAUAUUUGGCAUCGUUUCUGAGACAUCGUCCUUUGACCGAGUCCUUGGUGAACGACAUAUCGAGGAAAUUCCUUUCGGCUAACAUCGAUACGGCUCGCGAAUUGAACAGCAUGAAGGCCAUUUUGAACAAGGUGCCUUCGGUGCACGUGAAGUACAGGAUUUCGAGCGAAUUGGGAUUCGUCGAUGUGGUGGAGGAGUUGUUGCGCGGCGGGCAAUUGGCUUAUUUGAAGGAUACUGUGUGGAAGAAGGGCUACAAAGUCUACCCGAGACCGCGGCGCCGCGACGCCACCGCUCAUCGCCCGCCUUCCUCGAGCCAUGUGAGAAGAGCGCGACAACUCCACGCGUCCGAAGAAUUACCAAAAAAACCAAAAAUUAAAUACCCGAACGAUGUAAAAAUGUCGGCGACGGAUCCGAAGGGCCAGCAGCCCGUCGCCAAGGGCGCCUUCUCCAAGCUGCCGGCGCACCAGGUCAACCCGAGCUACACGGCGCGCGUCGUCUGCUGCGUCGUCUUCAUCUUCCUCACGGAGAUCUUCCUCGCGCACUACGUCUACCGGCUGAUCAUCUCCGAGAUGCGCGACCAGUACGUGGCGAAGGCCUCGUUCCGGCAGCACUUCCUGCUGGAGCUGCGCGACGGGGAGUUCAGGCGCGAGGUGGGCCGGAUCGUCGAGGAGAUGGACCGGCCGAAGGCCGUCCGAGGCAGGGAGAAGAGGAGCGUCGAGCACAAGUUGGGGUACAAUUUGGGCGUGCAGGCCGAGGAGCCCCAGGUGGAGUUCUUCAAUCCCAAGCUGCGGACGUUCGUCGAUGCCAAGGACGAGGAGAAGGUGCUGGGGAAGAAGGAACUGGCGCCCGACGGGGAUUCCUGGAUAUGGGUCACCAGUUCCAGUAGGAUACCGGAAAAGGCGCUGGAAGGAUAUUGCCAGAAAGUGCAGGAAUUCUGCCCGAAGCAUCCGGGCCCCGAAGGACCUCCGGGCCCUAAAGGAGAGGCGGGCCAGCCCGGACUGCGAGGUUUCCCUGGAAUUCCUGGAGACAUGGGAAAUCGAGGGUACGUGGGCCCCAAAGGGGACAAAGGCGCUAGGGGAUUCCCCGGAUUUUCUGGAUUGAAAGGUUUGAAGGGAGAUACAGGAGAUGCUGGUAAACCGGGUGUAAUAGGGCAUAAAGGGGAUAAAGGAUUGCGGGGUAGUAAGGGCGACAGAGGAGCCAACGGUCCUCCGGGCUUCCCCGGCCAGAAGGGCGAGCAAGGACGAGCCGGCCUCGACGGUCUGAACGGGCUGCCGGGCGAGCCGGGCCUGUACGGGCGCCCCGGCCGGAACGGCUACGACGGAGCCCCGGGCAAGGACGGGAUACCCGGCAAAGACGGGAAAGAUGGAGUGAAUGGUUUGAAGGGGGAGAGAGGACCGAUGGGACCCGUUGGACCUAAAGGGUUGCAAGGGCUGCCGGGACCGAGAGGCAGCAAAGGGAGAUCCGGAAGGGACGGGGUUCCUGGAGUUGCUGGGGUACAAACUUGGGCCUAUUUGGAUAAACAUAACACUUCUAAGUUCCUCAUACCACCUUCUAUUGCUGGACAUCCCUCGACGAAUCCCAUCGUCGUACACGAGCGGGAGAACGUCAAUUUGCAAUGCCUGGCCAGCGGAAAUCCCGCGCCGAGAACCAUGUGGCAACGAUUGGACAACCGGCCCGUCGUCAUGGGCACCUGGCAAGAUAUCCAAGUUCCCGGGCCGAAUUUGAGCAUACCGCGCAUCACGCGCGACCACAUGGGAGUCUACGUGUGCGUGGCCGAUAACGGCCUCGUACCGCAAGCCAAUAAAACCUACGUAGUCGAAGUACAUUUUCCGCCGUUGGUGAGGAUAUCAAUCCAACACGUGCCGGCCACGAACGGCUCGACGGCCACGCUGGAAUGCGAGACCGAGGCCUUCCCGGAGCCGCUCCGGUAUUGGGAGCGCUCGGACGGGCGGUUGCUCGAGCACAGCGACAAAUACCGGAUAGACGGAUCGGCCGAGCGGAACGGCUACAGGUACAGGAUGCAAUUGAACAUCACCCGGAUCACCGGGCUCGACUUCCAGUACAAGUACUACUGCAUCAGCAAGAACGAAUUGCAGACGACCAGAGGGGAGCUCCAAUUGAGCAGGCAUAACGGAUCGAGCGGGUUUUACGUGGAUAGGGGUUCUAAAGGGCCGGUUGUGAUCGGUUUGCCGGCUCCCGAUAAAGUUUCCUUGGAGGAUCUCUGCGGUCCUCCUAUACAUUGUCCCGAUUGUACGGACGCUAAAGAAAGCAAGUGCACCGGUGGCGGUGUAUCUUUGGUGGAUCUGAUCACCCAUUGGGAGGUGAGAAAAUACCAGAACAUCACUUAUCCGGGUUUAGGAUUGCGCGCGAAAGAUUGCGUCCUGUACGCUGUCGGUAAACCGGUCUACCUGCGCUACACCGACGAUACGUUCGGCGCGUGGAUGCGCGACUCGAAUCCCACUAGCGAUAAGGACGAGCAAAAAUAUUGGGUUACCACCGAAAGCGAGCCGCAUAUACUCUACGAAUUCGCCAACAAAACCAUGUUCCGCAGCAAAAUCCACACACACAUCUACAAUGUAAGCCAUCCCUUUGGAGGAAACACACACGUCGUUUACAAUGGAUAUUUCUUUUACAACAUCAAAGACACCAGAAGGAUCAUUAGAUAUAAUUUGAAAGACGAAAGCACCAUGACUUUAGAUCUACCGGGACCGGAUCAUAAUUUCAAAAAUUACAUGAACAUAUCGAAAUUGUACAGUCUACAGUACAAUACGGUCGAUUUCAGCGUGGACGAUAACGGUUUGUGGAUCAUUUUCGCGGUGCCCGAUUCGAACAACACUGCUAUCAUGAAGGUCAAUACGGACACCAUGAAGGCCCAAUACGUGUGGAAUAUCAGCCUGCCUCAUCAGAAAGUCGGCGAAAUGUUCGUCGUUUGCGGGGUACUUUACGCCGUCGAUAGCGUUCUGGAUAGAAACACGAAGAUUCGAUUCGCCUUCGAUUUGUAUAAGGAAACCCUGCUGGACGUCAAUUUGGCCUUCAGCAAUCCGUUCAGGAAGACCACCAUGUUGAACUACAAUGCCAGAAACCAGGAAUUGUAUUCCUGGGAUAAAGGCAACCAAUUGACUUAUCCUGUUCGUUACCACGACAUCGGGUACAAUUUGACCGCCGUGCCCAAGGACGAGGCCACCGAACGCGGGGGUUAGCAGGAAGAAAUAUAGCAGGAUAUACAAUUAUAGUAUAGUACUAAAUGUUACCUAAAUAUAUGUGUAAUCGGUACUCGAAGAAUCACUUGAAGUAUUUUCUAUUUCGACGGCAAGUUGUACUGUAAACUAAUAAUAUAAUCAAACGGUUUCAUUAAUAAAGUAUUUCGAAGAUC
Molecule: messenger RNA, 9115 nt
Organism: Phyllotreta striolata
Lineage: Eukaryota; Metazoa; Arthropoda; Insecta; Coleoptera; Chrysomelidae
Source: the annotation of a GenBank genome assembly